GCAAUGCCUUCAAAGAAAAGCCGUUUCUUCGUUCUCCUGUAAAAUUUGAGUACCGUUAGAUAGGAGGUUUUUCAAUUUGUCGAUGGGCGGUCUUGCAAAAACAUCGACGGCAUUCGCAUUCGCAUCAAAUAAUGGGAAUGUUUUGCGAAUGCGAAGCUCAACAAGUUCUGUUAAAAGUCUUAUUGCCAACCUUGAAAUAAUUUUAUAUUCCUCGAGCAAAAGCGAAGGCUCGAUGACAUUAAAAAAUGUCUAAUUAAAGCUGAAUACAAGGCCUAUAUUAAAGAAAAACGAGCCUAUCUCGAUUAAAACCCUCUCGAUUGGUGGAAAACCAAACUAAAAUACUACAAAUUGACGGAUCUGGCUCACAAAUAAUUGAGAACUCCACCCACUUACUCCACAGUUCAGAGUAAGCAAUUGUUCCGUGCAGUUUGGCCUUAAGUUAAUAUACAUACAUAAAAAUAGCGGAUAUUUUUUUACAAAUGACUGCUAUUAACGAAAUUUUCCAGGUGUUCUUUAUAUAAAUGCAUUCAAACGAAAACUGCCCUAGAAGUUUAACUGACUAUAUUUUUUUUUUUAAAUAAAUACUAAUGAAGUAAGCAAAUAAACGAGAGAAAGUGGAGACCACCAAAAUACCAAAUCAAAACUCAAUGUGCAGAUUAACGGGAACAUUUUUGUAAAUAAAUGUGUUUUAUAAGUAAUAAUAAUAAAACAUUGAAACCCCGCAAUAUAAACCGUCACAUUACAUUUGUGUGGCAACGCCGCCGCGGCCUUUAAUAUUUCCGUUGACAUGGUUCGCUUGAACGCUUCGACUGCACAGGAACUUCACCCGCCACAACUCCUUCAAACAUACUAUGCCGGCAAUAACAACAACAACAACAACAAUAGCAAUGGCGCCCAAAAUUCUGCUAGUGGCAACUUCACCAAUAGCUUUUCCUCCCCUUCUUCAUCGACUUCCAGUUUGAACAGCAACGCAUCCUCCUUUGAACCACACCAGCAUCAACAUAAGCAUCAGCUGCAGCUGCAGCAUCAAGUUCAACAACAUUUGCAUCAUCAACAACAACAACAACAACAACAACAACACCUUAACCCAAACUCAAAUCAAAGCCAACGACAACAACAGCAGCAGCAGCAGCGACCUCCAACCAACAUAGUUAUGGUUGUAUCAAAGCAGCCGCAGCAGCAGCAGCAGCAAAAAGCCCCUCAGCUGCAAGUAGCCCAGCAGCAGCCACCGCAGUACGCACAUGGAGCAGCAGUGGCAUCGCCGCAUCAGCAUCAGCAUCAACAUCUGCAUGGUCACAAUGUUCAGCAUCAGACGUCAUUGCAGACAAAUUCGAGCGGUUUGGGUAUUCACCACCAGCAGCAACAACAACAAUCGCCAACGGAGGGCCCGACGACAUCGUCACUUCCAGCUUCGCCACCGCUGCUGCAACAGGCAGCAACACCACCACAGGGCAGCACUCAGCUGGUGCAACCCGUUUGCGCUGUUCACCAUCCACAGCAGCAUCAACAACAGAUGGCCCUAGUUGCAGCUAUGCAUCAGCAACUGGCAGCCGCAGCCGGAAUUGGCCAUCCUCCACCGCAGCACUUGCAUCAUCCACACAGCCCACACGUACAAUCGCCACAAACGCAGUCACACCCAACGCAACAGUGCACUCUAACGGGCGUACAAGCUCCGCAGGUUCCAGUGCAGGCACAAACAGCUGUGUUGAGUGCAGCAGUGCAGCAGUCACAAACGUCUCAACAUUCCCAACAACUUUUGAUCGAUACCGCCGCUCACGCCAGUGCAUGCAGUGCUAACGACGGCGGCGCAGGAGGAGUUGGCAACUCAAGCAGCGGCAAUGCUCCUGGAGUAUCGUUGAGCACUGGCUCAGGCAGUGCUGCCAGUAGUAGCGGCAAUACGAUCGUUGCCUCCGCACCGCCAUCGUCGGCGUCCAGCCAGCUAUAUAUUCAGUAUACCGGAGAUUUCUAUCCAACGGAGUAUUACUUGCCGCCGCAUCCAACCGAAAGCAUUUGCCCUCAGCAUCCACAUCAUCAUCAAGCGCUGUGCGCCAUGCCAACUGAUUAUGGCCCAACACCGGUGCAAAUGGUUUCACAAAACCGGCCCACACCAAUCCCAGUGCAAGUACAAGUACCACAAGGUCAGGUGAUGCAGCAAUAUGUUAACGAGAGCGGACCUUUUGCGCACGUUGUGCUAUCGCCACAAUACCAACAGCUCCACGCCAGCCAAGGACAUAUUCAUGCCCCUUUCUUGGCUGCCAAUGGCACCUCCCACUUCUAUUCACCAAUACAGGCGGGAUUUCCAGGUGGCGGACCGGCCCAUUUCCACGCAUUAUCAAGUGGCCACGUCCAAACGCAGCAACCUCCUCAACAGCCACAAGCUCUGACAGCUCAACAGCAGCAAACGUCGACACAUCAGCAACCCUUAUCGCAUUCACCUUCACCUCCCAAUAAUUACCAUAAAGAUGAACGCAGCCAGCGUCAACACACAAAGUUAUUGCGAAAACUUGAAAAACAACGGGAACUAAACCCUGCGAUGUCAACACCUACCAAUUCACCGUCCCCUCGGCGUACUGAUAUAAACACACAAAAAAGUCAUUCACCUGUAUUGACCAAUAAUAGUAGCAACACAAACGGACCUAACCAUAGCCAAAACAACACUGUACUGAAUGCAGGAAUGUUGAUAGUACCUUCAUCGCUUGCAAGUUCUUCUGUAACAAGCAACAGCACCACCGGAUUAAACCUCAGUCUUCAAAGUAGGAACCAAAAUCAUGUUCAGCAACAACAGACUUCGUCUCAGCAGUCAUCAAGCAACCAGAACUUGCAUAGCCGACGAAUCUCUCAACGAAAUGGCAGCGUACCCUCAAAUGCACACCAGGUAAAUAGCACUAAUGGAUGCAUGGCAUCUUCAGUUGAAACUUCGGAAGACAGCAUGGAAGGCAUAUUAAAUGCUGUUGAUGAUGAAGAGGACUAUCAGUCUCUGCUAAUAGAGCAGCUUUCUUCAAUAAAGAAACCCAAAGUAAUUAAUUUAACUUCGAGAUCUGCAAAAAUCGUCUGGGAAGCCGCAGCAAUCACAGAUCCCCAGAUAAACACCCGUGAACUGCGUUAUAAUGUGCUGUUUAGUGAUCGCGUAAAAGACUGCAAGUACAAGAGUCUUUAUAAAGGCGAAUCAUAUGAUUGCAUUGUGCAGGACUUGCAACCUGGCCAAGUAUAUAUAGUGCGUCUUCAGGUACACUAUGAAAAACUACAGGGAUCGGCCUCUGAUCCAACCGAAUUUACAACCCCACCCUGUGAACCAGAUCAACCAAUGCCACCUAAACUAGUAAUGCGGACAAAAAAUUCAUUACAUUUGCGUUGGACGAAUCCGUCCUCAAAUGGAUCCCCCAUUCAACACUACAUAUUGGAAUAUGACGAAGGCAAAACUAAUUUUACAUCAGCUGGCCGAUCAGCACGCCAAAAUUCUGGAAGUGAAGGGCUAAAUUUUGUUGAAGCCACGAAAACCAAAGGCAAACACUAUACUUUAACAAAACUACAGCCUUCCACCCUAUACUAUUUCCGUCUGGCAGCUGUUAACGACGUGGGAGCUUCUUUGUUUUCCAGCGUUUGCUCAUUUAGCACAUCUUGCAAUCCGCCGUCUGCGCCGAAGCCACCAAAACUACAAAGCAGUACCUCUUCUUCUAUUCGAAUUUGGUGGGAACGACGACAACAGGAUGAUGAUUAUGUAUUGCAAAUAUUUGAUCGGGAGUCUGGCCACGGCUAUCUUAACGCUUACAAUGGUCCCGAUUGCACACAUGAAUGCAAUCAACUGCGACGUGCCACAUCUUACCAAUUUCGAUUGCGUGCUGAAAAUGAAGCUGGCAGCUCUCCUUGGUCUAAUGAGGUCAGUUUUCAAACAUCUCCUGAAAAACCAGGAAAACCGGGCAAACCACACGUGAAAGGAAAAAUACAUGGAACACAUUUUCGCGCGCGAUGGGACCCACCUGCAGAUACAGGAGGCGCUGAAAUACUUCGCUAUUUUCUCGAAAUCACAUCUGGUUCCAAAUUUGAACGCGUUUAUAGUGGUGCCGAUACGGAAACUACUUGCGAUCGUCUACAACCAGGUACAGCUUACCAAUUGCGAACUUCAUGUGAAGGUCCAGCAGGUCUCAGUCCUUAUUCCGAUAUAGCGCACAUAACAUCAGAAGCAGUAGUACCAGCUGCACCGCCGCCACCUUAUUACGACAAUCCGCCCGGUCCAUUCGCGGCAGUUUUAAGACUGGAUAAACCAGAUUAUAAUGGCGGCUCGCAGGUGCUAGAAUUUGAGGUCCAGAUGAGGCGUCCAUUGGACGGACAAUUCGACAUUGGAAAUAAAACCAACGACCAUUCCAUUGUGUACCGCGGACGGGAUUCAUAUUGUGUGGUCAAAGAUUUGCAACCCGGCUGUUCUUACGAAGUGCAAGUGCGCGCAAUCAAUCGCAUUGGUGCAGGUGCCUGGUCAUCAUGGUUCCGAUUCUCAGCAGCAGCAGCACCUCCAAAUGCUCCUACCGAUUUGAAAGUUUUGGUCAAAUCAGCAACACAUUUACUUGUGAACUGGCAAGAACCAACCUGUAAUGGGGCACCGAUCGUUGAAUAUCGCUUAGAAAGUGCAAGUGUUCAAAAUGAUUUUAACUCCGAGUUGGAGAAGUCAUCAAUACAAAUGCCGGCAUUCCAAACAUGCUAUCAGGGUGCUCAAACCAGCGUCGAAUUACGCAAUUUAUUACCGUUUACAAUGUAUUACUUCCGUGUAAAUGCCAGCAACGCGGCUGGAGUAAGCAAAUGGACAACAAACAUUAACGAACGAACACCAGCUGCCGUUCCUGCUGCACCCCACAUCAAAGACUGCGAAUUUACCGCCACGGAAGUGUCACUUAACUGGACGGAACCUGAAUGCAAUGGCGCUCCCAUUACUGCAUAUACUAUUGAGUAUUCUGAGAAGUCAAUUACAACGACAGACACAAACACGGUUUAUACAGUUACUGGGCUUUUGCCUGAGACGACCUACAAAUUCCGCUUGCAGGCCAUAAACAAAAUUGGCCCAGGGCCAUUUUCCGCAUAUGCCAAACUCACAACGUUGCCUUCGCCUCCUACUCCACCUGCUCUAGAAUGUACUGGCGUUGGGCAUAACUUUAUUAAGUUAAAAUGGGGGGACGGCAAGAACCUGGACUUCGUAAAAUACUAUGUUGAAAUGUUUGUACAACGUGCGAAAGAGUUUCAAAUCGUUUACUCUGGUACAAACAGUAUGUGCAAAGUGAACAAGUUGCAAGAGCGUACCGCCUAUACUUUCCGGAUAUACGCAAGUACUGACCGCGCCGGGAUAGGAGACUACUCGCAUGAAUAUAUAUUUAGUACGACUCCCACCUUACCGAAUAGCAUUAAAGCGCCCCGAGUGGCCAUGGAAGGAGCUGCUGCUUGCUUGCUAACACACGGCGCUGGUGGUGCUGCCGGUUUUAUUCCAUCCGGAAUGCUGCCUGAAACGCCUACUAGUUUCAUAGCCGGCUUGGGAAACCUUUCUUUAGGCGUACCACUCACUCUUGAAUGGCAAAAUUCAAAAAAUACCUUCAGCGAUCGGAUUGAGUAUGUAUUACAAUAUGCAAUUGGCAAAGACGGUGACUAUAGGCGGAUUUAUAGGGGGCUAGAGACCAAAUUUACAAUUGAAAAUCUAGAGCCGGGAACUAUGUACCAAUUUCGCGUUUGUCCAAUUCGAGUUACUACUACCGGCGAAGAGUUAUUUGGUCAAUACACUUCUGCAUUCCGAUACCAAGUUCCUCAUAUUGCAUCACUGGACGACAUCGAUGGCAACAUAUUAGGAAAUAUUUCCAGCGUUUUCGGAAGUGCCAACAACAGUGGCCACGCGCCUAUGGGCUGCCACGGACAUUCGCAUCUGGCGCAUCACGUACACACUUUGCAUACACACCACUCGCACAACCACCCUCCACACAGUCAUUCGCAUCACAGCAGCAGACAAUCGUCGUCCAGUCUUCACCACCGUUCUGUAAGUGCAUCUGCUGCCAGUCCGAAUGGUUGCAGCAGCAGCAGUGGCAACAACAAUAGUAACGGUAGUAGUAAUAAUGGUGGGAGUACAAUUGUUAUUGGCCCUAAUGCUAUUGGCUUAAUACCGCUGGGUACGUCGAUGGCAAAUGAAUUGGGUGCAGUUGGAUUCGCUAGUUGUGAUGAUCCAAUGCAUCAUCACCACCACCAUCAUCACCAGUUUCAUGGAGGGAAUAUUGCUGCUGGACUCGAAGCCGAAGUAGCUGAUUCAACGACUGCAUCGUUUUUAGCGUCCACUGCCAAUAAUCUAUUGGCAAACAACGUCCUAUUGGCACAUGGAAGCUCAUCAACAAAUCAUGGGCAACAUGGUGCUGUACGGCGGUGUAUAAGCAAGAUAACUACAAUUUACACAAAUCGUAAGCGUUUCACAGAUCAGGAAAAGGCAGUUUUAUUCAUGGUUUGCUUUCUAUUUUUCACGUUUUUAUUUGCAACGCUUGUUAAAGCACUCAUGCGAUAAGCUUUGGCUGAAAAUAAAUAAAAAAAACCAACCCUCCCGAUUAUAAAGAAAUGAAGGAAGGGAGGAAGAUAGGUAUUAAUAAAGGUAGUAAAAUAUCGGCUUGUCAGAUAACUGUCUAUUAAAAAUCGAUUACUAACAAUUACAGUAAUACGGGGUUUACAUGAGGCGAUUUUGCAGGCAAAUAUUAGUUAAAAGCAACAAUCGCCUGGUGUGAAUGGCCUUGCAACUAAUCGCUUCCAAUUUUGAUUAAACUAAUCGCCGCUUAAAUUGAUUGCGAAGUCACCACAUGUAAAGGCCGUAAAAUGCGUAAUAAAAACGAAAAAUAACUAACCACAAUAAUUCCACCGUUUGUGUAUUUCGGAUUUUAGUGGAAUUUAACACUGUUGUGUAUUACAGUGUUUUGAAGUAAACAGCAUCGCAUAAUAACCUUUUUCAAACGAAUCUAAAGAAGUUGCUUUCGCGCCAAAAUCCGAAAUUGCCAUCGUUAAAAUUCGUGUGUAUCGUCAUCGCCAAUGCGAAAGGCCCUAUUAGACAUAUUUUCGAAAACUAUACCGUUUGUUGCAUUCAGAUACAACAAUACAAAAAUUCCAAGCCACAUCAAAUACGACAUUUGGCACUGACGGUGGAGAUGUAUAUUAUGUAAAGUUAUUUACAUAUUUAUUUUUUAUAUACAUACAUAUAUGCACGGGUCUAAACACUGCGUUCCGUAAUUAUAUCAACAGUCAAAAUUUGCCAACCUUUCUAAACUAUUGGAUGUUGGAAAUUACAAUAUAAAGCAAACAAAGGUAACGCAACAAUUAUGAAGCAACGAUAUUUUCUUAAUUAUUAUUAUUUUAAUUUUUUACAACUGUAACAAGAAAGAUUAGACUUACCUUGCCAUAAGAAAUUACAAAAUAUAAUUACCCAAAAACAACGUCAACACCAGUUAUCAAGCCGUACAGAUACAUUAUCGAAUACAAAAUCAAGCUAGUUCGAACCAGGGAAACACCCCACAUAUAGUUUGUUAUGUAUGUAUGUAUGAAUCUCAAGCUGAUUUACUCGUAUGUUGA
Messenger RNA from Rhagoletis zephyria (snowberry fruit fly), 7569 nucleotides. It is a transcript of the gene mtgo, whose product is annotated as miles to go. NCBI's taxonomy places the organism in Eukaryota, Metazoa, Arthropoda, Insecta, Diptera, Tephritidae. Gene Ontology annotation, molecular function: protein binding. The record is from RefSeq and is a predicted model, not a curated record.